Tripterygium wilfordii is the source of this 3083-nucleotide messenger RNA. RefSeq lists its product as uncharacterized. The transcript has 3 exons. Gene Ontology annotation, molecular function: zinc ion binding. The record is from RefSeq and is a predicted model, not a curated record. Lineage: Eukaryota; Viridiplantae; Streptophyta; Magnoliopsida; Celastrales; Celastraceae. The coding region runs from base 555 to 2840 and encodes 761 amino acids.
UUCCAUCUCUGCUUACCCAAAAACCUGCAUUUCCCUUCUCAACCCCCCAACGCACACACUCCCUCUUCUGCCCUUCUCUAAUUCCCAAUCCAACCCUUCUCAUCGCCUACCCUUCCCGAUGUUCUCCAGUUACCCGCCAAUUUCCCUCUAAAACCCAAUUUUCAAAUUCUUUCUUCCAUAUUCUCGGCCUCUCGCGGAAGCCCCAAGUUGUCUUCUUUCGAAUUUCGAUCCGCUUUUUGUGUUGUGGUACAGCUUCUACACUUCACUUCUCUUGAACCCCGUUGUUGAUUUUUCUUGUUUUAUGCGAGAGAGGCUUGUGUUUAUUGAUGCAAGACUCGCCUGGUUGCUUAUGGUGAAAUAAGCUGUCACUUUGUAAAUUGUUUACAGUUCAAUAAGUGACGGAAUUUAUGGAAGCAUCUUAGGAUAGACUGCUGAAUCAGGCACGAUUGAUUCAGUCAGAAAGUCAUUGUUUCAGCUAUUAGUUUAUAAAUUGGUAUUCUUUGUUCUGUGGGCGAUUUUUUGCUGUUAAUAAUAUAUUCAGAUUGAUUACUUCAAUGGCUAAUCAUGAGUUGAUACUUGGGCGAAGUCACAAUUUGGCUAUGGGGCAGAACCAGACAUUGGUGCUAGGCCAUAAUCAUAAUAUGGGGCUUGGUCAGAACCAUGAACUUGAAUUGGGACAAACCCAUGAACAUCAUUUGGGUUUGGGGCAAAACCAUGACCAUGAACUGGGCCUAGGGCAUCCUCAUGAUCAUGAGCUGGGGUUAGGACAGAGCCAUGACCAUGACCUAGGAUUGGGACAUGGACAUGGUGAAGGAGAGGAUGAUGGCCACAAUUAUGGCCAUGGUAAUGAGCUGCUACUGGAUCGAAAACCUGAACAUGUCGAGCAUGAGUUGGCUCUUCCUUCGCAGAACCAUGAAUUAUCAUUAUCAGAAAACCAUGAAUUGGUUGUUUCAGAUGGCCAAGAACUUGAUGAGAAUCUUGAACUGGCUGUGGAUCAGAACCAGGAGAUGGGGAUGGAAUCUCAGGAUUUGGCUAUUGAGGACUCUCAGCUUUUACUUGAUUCUCAUCAAGUUGUUCAGGCCCGUACUGUUGUUUCAAGUCCUAAUUACGAGCUUUGUGUGGGGCAAGAGUUCCCAGAUGUCAAGAGCUGCCGUAGGGCAUUGAGGGAUACAGCAAUUGCUCUCCAUUUUGAAAUCCAGACCAUAAAGUCUGACAAGACCCGCUUCACAGCCAAGUGUGCAACUGAGGGAUGCCCAUGGCGCAUACAUGCGGCAAAGCUCCCUGGCGUCCCAACUUUCACAAUCAGGACCAUCCACGAGACACAUACAUGUGGAGGAAUAUCUCAUCUUGGCCACCAGCAAGCCUCAGUUCAAUGGGUUGCAAACUCUGUGGAGCUACGGCUUAGGGAAAACCCAAAUUACAAGCCAAAGGAGAUACUGGAGGAGAUUCACAGGGUUCAUGGGAUAACCUUAUCUUAUAAGCAAGCUUGGCGAGGCAAGGAGCGUAUCAUGGCUGCUAUGCGUGGAUCCUUUGAAGAGGGGUAUCGCUUACUUCCACAAUAUUGUGAACAGGUGAAACGAACAAAUCCAGGGAGUAUAGCAUCUGUUUAUGGAAACCCAACAGAUAACUGUUUCCAGCGUUUAUUUAUAUCUUUCCAGGCGUCUAUAUAUGGUUUUCUGAAUGCAUGUAGGCCACUCCUUGGGCUUGAUAGAACCUUUCUGAAAAGUAAGUAUCUUGGGACUUUGCUUCUUGCUACUGGUUUUGAUGGAGAUGGUUCUCUGUUUCCUCUAGCAUUUGGUGUUGUUGAUGAGGAGAAUGAUGAUAAUUGGAUGUGGUUUCUGUCCGAACUUCAUAACCUGCUCGAGAUUAAUACAGAAAAUAUGCCUAGGCUUACAAUUUUGUCAGAUAGGCAAAAGGGAAUCACAGAUGGAGUAGAGGCGAAUUUCCCAACAGCUUUUCAUGGAUUUUGCAUGCGUCACCUGAGUGAGAGUUUCCGAAAGGAGUUUAAUAACACAAUGCUUGUCAAUCUGCUCUGGGAAGCUGCUCAUGCCUUGACUGUAAUUGAAUUUGAAGCAAAGAUUCUAGAGAUUGAAGAGAUAUCACAAGAUGCUGCAUACUGGAUUCGUCGAAUUCCUCCACGAUUGUGGGCUACUGCUUAUUUUGAAGGAACAAGAUUUGGGCAUUUGACAGCUAAUAUAGUUGAAUCGUUAAACUCUUGGAUUCUGGAGGCCUCAGGGCUUCCAAUAAUUCAGAUGAUGGAGUGUAUUAGGCGGCAGCUAAUGACAUGGUUCAAUGAACGUCGAGAGACCAGUAUGCAAUGGACAUCAAUACUUGUCCCUUCUGCUGAGAGGCGUGUUGCAGAGGCUCUUGAGCGUGCACGAACCUAUCAGGUGCUUCGUGCUAACGAAGCCGAAUUUGAAGUUAUCUCUCAUGAAGGAACGAAUAUUGUGGACAUACGGAAUCGCUGUUGUCUUUGUAGGGGAUGGCAGUUGUAUGGUUUGCCAUGUGCACAUGCUGUGGCUGCCCUUCUCUCCUGCAGGCAGAAUGUCCACAGAUUUACAGAAAGUUGUUUCACUGUAGCAACCUAUAGAAAGACAUAUUCACAAACCAUUCAUCCAAUUCCUGAUAAAAGUCUUUGGAAGGAGUUGUCUGAGGGAGACCCUAAUGCCAACAGAGCUCUUGAGGUUGCAAUCAACCCACCAAAAUCACUUCGUCCACCUGGUCGGCCAAGAAAGAAGCGAGUGCGAGCAGAAGAUCGUGGUCGUGUCAAGAGAGUUGUGCAUUGUAGCCGUUGCAAUCAGACAGGACAUUUUAGAACUACUUGUGCAGCACCAAUUUAAAUCAUGACUGAUGGGAAAUGGUAAACUGGUAUAAAUAACUCUGAUUAGGUCUCUCUUGUGUAGAAGGAUUCUGGCUGCUAUUUUUUCAUGUAGUUUCGAACUAGUUCCGGAUUUUCAAGUGUUUGUUUUUUUUUUCUUUUUAUGUUGUAUGUGACAUUGAUGCAACUUAAGUUAUAAUCAGCUAUCCCACUGAAUGUUUGCUUUAACAAUACAAAGUUAUGGAAGAUUGUGUUCAUAAUUGUA